Poecilia reticulata (guppy) is the source of this 3896-nucleotide messenger RNA. The record is from RefSeq and is a predicted model, not a curated record. NCBI's taxonomy places the organism in Eukaryota, Metazoa, Chordata, Actinopteri, Cyprinodontiformes, Poeciliidae.
GAGUCUCACUUCCAGUGGCUGAGACUCGUCCCCAGGAACGGCAGUCGUUAUGGGCCUGAUGGACCCCCCUACAUCAAAGUGUUAAAGAGCUCAAACAUUCCCACAGACAUGGAGUUUCUCACCAUCACCAAUGUCACAGAGGAAGACGCUGGGGAGUAUCUCUGUAAAGUCUCCAAUCAUCAAGGGGAAGCCGUCCAGUCAGCCUGGCUGAAAGUCAUCCCAGAUCCAUCAAACAAAUGCCAAAUUUCUAAGCCCUUGGAGUCCCCAGUGCACCCAGGCGAGGUGCUGAAAGUCAGGUGUCCACUGCCGGUGACGGGAACCAUCACUUGGACCAAAGAUGGCGACUCUCUGGGCACCAACAACCGCACGCUGGUAGAACAGGAGGUGCUGCAGAUCCGUGAUGUCAAGCCCAAGGACUCGGGCUUGUACGCCUGCACCAGCGAGGGCAAAGAAACCGUCUGCUUCAUAGUCAACAUCACAGGCGCGCCAUACUGGACUUCAUCAGCGAAGAUGGAGAAGAAGUUGCAUGCAGUGCCAGCUGCCAACACAGUGAAGUUCCGCUGUGCUGCAGGAGGAGACCCCCAGCCAAUGCUGCGUUGGCUGAAAAACGGCAGGCCUUUCCGCCAAGAGGACCGCAUGGGAGGAUAUAAAGUGCGCCUCCAGCACUGGACCCUGAUCAUGGAGAGCGUGGUUCCAUCGGACAAGGGAAACUACACCUGCUUGGUGGAGAACCGAUUUGGAUCCAUCAACCACACCUACACUCUGGAUGUAGUGGAACGGUCACCACACAGGCCUAUCCUCCAGGCUGGACAGCCUGCCAACACCACGGUACACGUCGGCGAGGACGCCCAAUUCCAGUGUAAGGUCUACAGCGACGCCCAGCCUCACAUCCAGUGGCUGAAACACGUCAGCGUAAACGGCAGUCGGUACAGGCCUGACGGAAACCCCUACGUCAAAGUGCUAAAGCGCUCAGGCAUUAACAGCACAGACAUGGAGUCUCUCAUCCUCAUCAAUGUCACAGAGGAAGAUGCUGGGGAAUAUAUCUGUAAAGUCUCCAAUUAUAUAGGGGAAGUCACCCAGUCGUGCUGGCUGACUGUCAUUCCAGCCCCAGAGAAAUCUCCAGGACCCAUCACCUCGUACUACUUGGAGAUCGGAAUAUAUUGCGCAGGCAUGUUCCUCAUUGCCUGCAUGGUGGGCAUUGUGGUGGUUUGCCGCAUGAGGAACACAGCAAAGAAGCCUGACUUUGGCAGCCCACCGGCGGUCCACAAGCUGACCAAACAGAUCCCUCUGCGCCGCCAGGUAACAGUGUCGGCAGAUUCAAGCUCAUCCAUGAACUCAAACACCCCUCUGGUGCGAAUCACAACGCGGCGGAGCUCUGCGCCCGACGAGCCAAUCCCCGAGUACGACCUUCCACAGGAUCCACUGUGGGAAUUUGCCAGAGACAGGUUGACCCUUGGCAAACCUCUGGGUGAAGGCUGCUUCGGUCAGGUUGUGAUGGCCGAAGCUCUGGGCAUCGAUAAGGACAAACCCAAGGAUGCGGUCACUGUUGCAGUGAAGAUGCUGAAAGACGAUGCCACAGAAAAGGACCUUUCUGACCUGGUGUCAGAGAUGGAAAUGAUGAAGAUGAUCGGCAAACACAAGAACAUCAUCAACCUCUUGGGAGCCUGCACACAAGACGGUCCCCUAUAUGUGAUAGUAGAGUAUGCCUCCAAAGGCAACCUCAGAGAGUACCUCAGAGCCCGCCGUCCUCCCGGCAUGGAGUACUCCUACGACAUCGCCCGUGUCUCCGAUGAACUGCUCACCUUCAAAGAUCUCGUCUCCUGCACUUAUCAGGUGGCACGGGGCAUGGAGUACCUCGCAUCUCAAAAGUGUAUACACAGAGACCUGGCAGCCAGGAACGUCCUGGUCACAGAGAGUAACGUCAUGAAGAUCGCUGACUUCGGCCUGGCCAGGGACGUCCACAACAUCGACUACUAUAAAAAGACGACCAAUGGUCGUCUCCCGGUUAAAUGGAUGGCUCCAGAGGCGCUCUUUGACCGGGUCUACACACACCAGAGUGAUGUCUGGUCAUUUGGGGUGCUGAUGUGGGAGAUCUUCACCCUAGGGGGCUCACCCUACCCCGGCAUUCCCGUAGAAGAACUCUUCAAGCUGCUCAAAGAGGGACAUCGCAUGGACAAGCCUGGAAACUGCACCAAUGAGCUGUACAUGAUGAUGAAGGACUGCUGGCACGCCAUCCCAUCGCAGAGACCGACCUUCAAGCAGCUAGUGGAGGACCUGGAUCGAAUCCUCACCCUGAACACGAAUGAGGAAUAUCUGGACCUGUGUGCUCCUACGGAGCAGUAUUCCCCCAGCUUCCCUGACACUCGCAGCUCCUGCUCCUCCGGCGACGACUCCGUGUUCUCCCACGACCCCUUGCCGGAUGAGCCCUGCCUCCCCAAGUACCAGCACAUCAACGGGAACGCCAAGAGAUGAGCCUCUGCCGGCUCGGACCCUGAGCCGACUCUUGGCCUGCCCCAACCUCACAGUCGCUGAACACACGUAGCACAGACACCUUCUCUGAAACGGACCCGAUCGGGGACUAGCACUGCCACACACCAACUCAGAACACUUGAGGUCUUAACGGAGGGGACGGAGCGCGUUACGGAAGCUCCUUCGUACUGACUGGACGAGCUGACAUUCCCUGAGGCCUCCUCUUCCUCUCUCGUGUAAACACGCAGCUUUUUCUCAUCUUUCGGUUCUCAUCUUCCUACCCAGAAGCUCCACAGCGCUGCUUGCUUGGUGAUCAAGUAGCAGUGGCUGGCAUUCCAAGACUUGUUUACUCCUGGAGGAAUGUAUGGACUGGUACGAACUAAAAAAGAAACAAAGGAAAAAGAAAACAUGAAACUAGAAGACGAAUAGGAAAAGGGACUCGCAUAUGGAGCACCGACUAACAAAACAGGAAUACAAGGAGAGCAGAUAUAAAAACUUUUCUUGUUAAUUUUGUAAUAUUGGUGCAUCAUUUUUUUUUCCAGUUCUCUAGAUAAACAUCCCUGAUUAUUCUGGAGAAGGAAUCCACAAUGUAAUGAAAAGUGCUGGCUAUAUUUGUAAAUAUAUUCAAAUAUGUAUAAAAAUAUAUUAUAUAUUUACUAUGAAUUAUUUUUUGUAUGGACUUGGAAACAACCCCCACCUCCACACCCUGCUCCCAUUUAUGAGGCAGGUUAUGCUGACAGAUGUCCUAUAUUUCUCCUCACACACCCUCUGUCAAACACACACACACUUUCUCAGUAACACAGUUAAGUAUUGGCUUUCAGGGACUGCGCUAGUAUGUUAAUUUAUUGAGUUACAUAUUUUAAAAAAAAUGAAUCAAAAAAGUACAAAAAAAAAAAAACAGCAACAAGAUGGUGGAAAUUAUUACAUUAAUGCUGAUGAUAUGGAAUAAUACCGUUAAAUUUAUGGUAAUUUAAAAAUAAUCCUUCAACAGUUAACAGAAAGGUUCUAUUUUUAGAAGUUUGGAGAGAUCCGGCUUUUGUAAGUUUUAUACAUGAAUGUGAAUAUUAAGUUAAAAAUUUUUAAAAACUGUACAUUUUAUAGUCAUCUAAUCCUUUUCGUAUUUAGAUAUUGAUGCCAUUUCUAUCCUCUUUUUUUUUGUUUUGUUUGCCGCGGUUUGAGAUAUGAAAUUCUUUGGAUAUUUAUAUAUAAGUAAAAGACAUAGUAAUUUGAAAAUGUCUAUGUGCAAUCUGCUUCCUCAUUUGAAACAAAGAUAAAACUCAAAAUUCCCAGGACAAAAUUAAAAUAUGAAAAGCAAAGUAUUAAAACAAGUGUUUUCUGUUUUUAUUUUCUACUGGACCAACAUUAAGAUGCUGUUUUGCAGGCAUUCGUGCUGCAUUUGCAAAGAAUAAAUGUUGAAAAUAUACCUA